Molecule: messenger RNA, 1452 nt
Organism: Daphnia carinata
Lineage: Eukaryota; Metazoa; Arthropoda; Branchiopoda; Diplostraca; Daphniidae
Product: glycoprotein-N-acetylgalactosamine 3-beta-galactosyltransferase 1-like
Exons: 9
Coding region: 198-1328 (376 amino acids)
Cellular component (GO): membrane
Molecular function (GO): N-acetylgalactosaminide beta-1,3-galactosyltransferase activity
Source: RefSeq, a predicted model, not a curated record
GACAGUUCAGUUUCAGUCAGGUUGCUGUGGUCACCGAUUUGCUUACUCUCAUACAUGUGCAUUCCAUUUGUCUUUUGGAUUUGUUCUACCAAGUAACCAAUAAUUUAGAUUGCGACCUCAUUUUCAGGAUCGUUUAUUACUUUUGAAAUGCUGUAACGUAAAUUUUUGUAGAUUUGAAAAGUAAUACGUCUUCCCGGAUGAGGUCGUUAAGCCGUUCGUCGGUUUUGACCCUUGCUGCUGGAAUGACCUUUGGCUUUUGCCUGGCUUACAUCUUCCAUUCAAUCCGCUUAUCAAGUCAUUCACCCUUCUCCCGGUUACAUAAACCACGCUUUCCAGGAGAUGGUGGUGAGGAUGCGCAUGGGCAUGGGCAUGAUCACGGUGACGUCCACAAUGAAGAGGACAUGGAUCAUCUAUCUGGUCCUGUUCAUGAUUUUGGAUUGCAUGGCAGUCACGAAGACUCCCACGCCGGUGAGGAUGAAGUGGCAAAAGAGCUACGCGAAAAGGUUCGUGUGUUAUGCUGGGUCAUGACGGGCCCCAAGAACCAUGAGAAAAAGGCGAUUCAUGUGAAACGCACUUGGGGCAAACGCUGCAACAUACUCGUAUUCAUGAGUUCCGUGGAAGACAAGUCGUUGCCUUCUGUGGCGUUACCUGUCGGAGAGGGUCGUGAAAAUUUAUGGGGUAAAACGCGCGAAGCAUACCGUCACGUUUGGGAAAACUACCGAGACAAAGCUGAUUGGUUUAUGAAAGCCGAUGAUGACACUUAUGUGGUGCUGGAGAAUCUCCGCUACAUGUUGUCACCCUACAAUGCUUCGGAGCCCAUUGCAUUUGGCCAUAAAUUUAAACCCUUCGUCAAACAAGGGUAUUUCAGCGGUGGCGCUGGAUAUGUUUUAAGUAAAGAAGCCACCAGAAGAUUCGUCGAAGAAGGACUUACGAAUCCGAAAAAAUGUAGAGAAGAUCCUGGAGGUGCUGAAGAUGUCGAAAUGGGUAAAUGCUUAGCCAAUCUGAACAUAAAAGCGGGUGAUAGUCGGGAUUCUUAUGGCAGGGGUCGGUUUUUCCCAUUUGUUCCUGAGCACCAUUUAAUUCCAGGGCACGUCUCUAAAGACUUUUGGUUCUGGCAAUAUAUUUAUUACCCUGUUAAAGAGGGGCUUGAUUGCUGUUCCGAUACAGCCGUGUCCUUUCACUAUGUUUCACCAAACGAAAUGUACGUGCUGGAGUACUUAAUAUAUCACCUGAAGCCUUUUGGGAUCCAAAAUAAUUUGCAAGGGACCGCUGCCCCACCACCCGACCAAGAUCUGAAAGCCACGCCGUGGUCAGGACCAACUGAUUGAGAAUAUACCUGUCUCUUUAUCUUUUGCGUACUAAGUCAAUGUUAUUAGUUUUUUUUUUAUUGUGUGAAUUCUAAAUCAUUUUGUAUUGAGGCCAAAAGAAACAAAAUAUAUUUAUGAAAUUUUC